Messenger RNA from Triticum dicoccoides, 2159 nucleotides. RefSeq lists its product as uncharacterized. Gene Ontology annotation, molecular function: protein binding. The coding region runs from base 130 to 1830 and encodes 566 amino acids. The transcript has 4 exons. The record is from RefSeq and is a predicted model, not a curated record. NCBI's taxonomy places the organism in Eukaryota, Viridiplantae, Streptophyta, Magnoliopsida, Poales, Poaceae.
UGGAUCCCUUCCUCCCUCAGCCCCUCUCGCUGCGAUCCCAUCCCCAUACGCACAUUCCUCCAUGGAUUUUCCUGCAUAAUCCUUACGCCGGGGUGCCCGAACCUGUACGCAGGCCAUCUGCUCGACGAAAUGCGCCGGACAACCUCCCGGCGCUGGGGGCCUUACCGCCGCGCUGGCCAGGCAUCAGCCUCCGCCGCCGGCGCCGGCGCCGUCGGGGUCGACCGCCUCAGCGCCCUCCCGGACGCGCUCCUGCACCACAUCAUGUCGUUCCUCAAGGCGUGGGAGGUGGUGCCCACCUGCGUGCUCGCGCGGCGGUGGCACCACCUCUGGGCGUCUGUGCCCUGCAUCGACCUCCGCGUGCGCCACUCCUCCUUCCGCGAUGCCAACCCGCCGGAGGAGUUCCGUGACUUCGUGGACAGCCUCUUCCUCCACCGUGAUGUGUCCGCGUCGGUGGACACGCUCCGCCUGCGGUCCAGCGACGACUAUGUGGGCUUCGACGAGAAAGAUGCCAACUCGUGGAUCAGGACUGCUAUCAGCCGCAAAGCGCGGGUUAUUCAUCUUGUUGGACAUCGUAAGGGAGUCGCGUCGUUGGACCGCGUGCCCUUCGUCUCUUGCCACCUCAAGAUCUUGAAGUUGUCGUAUGCCAGGCUCGACGAUAGGAUCCUUGGACAGCUUUCUUCUAGUUGCAAAUCCUUGGAAGAGCUGGAUCUGAAGGAUUGCUUGGUCACUGGCCCUAAGAUUGUGUCUACCUCUUUGAAGACAUUAAUCAUGCUCAAAUGCACGUUCAAUUGGGACUUCUCCAUUACUGCUCCGAACCUCGUGCUGCUGCGCCUCAUCACACCUUCCGUCCGAGUUCCGUCAUUUAUCAACUUUGGGUCACUGGUCACAGGCACCAUCAUACUUGAUGAUUCUCUCUUGUGUGAUGAUUUUGGAUACAUCAGUGAUGAAGAUAAUUUUGAUGAAACUACUGAUGAUGAUAACCACAACAAUGAUAAGAGAGAGAGCUAUAAGAUUCAUGAUGACUGUUCCUUGAGUGAUGAUGAUUUUGGAUACAUCAGUGAUGAUGAUUUUGGAUACAUCAGUGAUGAUAACUUUGGAUACAUCAGUGAUGAUGGCAAUUUUGAUAAUUUUGGAUUUGGAUAUGGUUUUCCUAAAGGAAGAUAUGGACACAGUCGUUACAAGGAUAAUUAUGAUUAUGGUAGCGAUAUUGAUAGUGAUGACAAUACCUAUGAAUAUAGUGAGAUUGCAAAUGAUGCAAAGUAUGGCUACAAAGGGGCCAAGCUUUCCAGUGAAGAUGGUAAGUAUGGUGGAAACAGUGGUCGAAAUUAUAGUAAGAUUCUAGGUGGCCAAAAUAUGCUUGAGAGCCUUUCUACUGCUACGAGUUUGGACUUGUUAAGUGAUGCUGGAGAGGUGGUUCUGAGUAGGGAAUUGAAAAGGUGUCCAACUUUUAGCAACCUGAAGACCCUGUCCCUUGGUGAAUGGUGUAUGGCCGCUGAUUUUGAUGCAUUAAUUUUCCUGCUACAGCAUUCACCUAAUAUAAAGAGGCUUUUUCUCCAACUUAAAUUGAACUUCGGCAUGAGGAAGGCAUUGGAAACAGGUAUCAAGCUUGAGAGGAGAUCAUUUACUUGCAAAGACCUUAGAAUGGUUAAGAUCAAAUGCUCAAAGGAUGAUGGGAGAGUCCAUACCUUGGCACAUAUGUUCAGUGCAAAUGGUAUACCCCUUCAGUAUAUAUAUGUGCGUCGGAGCGGGAAUGCUCAUCUCCGCGGCCAGAAGUUUAUGAGGGAACUCGCCAAGCAAGAACUGGAUGAAUGUGGGGAUGACUGGAUGUAACAUGACAUCCAGAAGUUUACGGGGUCUUCUAGAUAUUAAAUCCUACCGCGAUCAAAUCGUCCCUUAUGUAGUUAGCAAGGACCUAGUAAGCACUGAUAAUGCUUUCAAAGCUUCACCGGAUCUUUUGAUGUCUUUUUUUGGUAGCAUGGAUGAUGGAACUAUUUAUCGGUACAAAUCGUCGGGAAGUUCUUCCUAGAAUCGUGGUGGGAUGAGUUCAUAUGUGUGGUCUGUGGUAACUUUGCUUUCUUACCGGAACAGAAACAAAAUUAUGGAUGCUCCUUGCCUGAAUUGUGGUGCAGCUGAGAUACGCUUUGUUAUUUCACUCUGAA